UUAUAUAACUUGAGAUCAAUAAGCACAGCCUUAAACAUCAAAGCCAAAUACCAAUGAAAUCAAAACGAAUAUAUUUAUAUUUUCUGUGUAUGUUAAUUGCGAGCGCGCCUAAGAAAAGGCAAUGGAUAACAAAACCAGUAAAUGUCCCAGUUAUUUACUGAAACGACAGGAGCGAGUCUCGAUCGAGGGACACCAACGGACUUACAUCAGGAACACGCAGACGAAGGUAAGGGAACUCUACCGCCGUCCGUUGGAUAGAGUUUCCGGUUCCACGGCCACGAAAAAGCCGAAGUCGGAGAGCUCAUCUUCCUUUGAGAAAAUCGAACAAACGCGCCAGAAGGUGGAAAGCCUAAACCAGAGGAUCGGCAAUGAGUUGUAUAAGUUGGGGCUCUUUCGCAACCAUUUUCUCGAAGUCAAAGACGCCAUGAGCCGAUCUGCGAGUCCCGAGAAGGCGAAUGUAAAAAACAUGACGUGGAGCCAGAGCUUCAAGGCGAAUCAAGCCAAAGAGAGUCCUCUGUCCAUCAACAGAACUCCUGCAUCCGGUGGUCAGCGGAAGGGUAAGUUGCCCAAGUGCCGCACCCUCGCAGUCGCUGCCCGGAGUGAUUCUCCGAGCGCCGCUGAAAGAGUCAGUGGAGGUUGCUGCUGCGACUGUGGAUAUGGGGCGCCUAACAACCAAACUGUGUACCAGAACAUGUAUGGAACUUGUCACUGUCACUGUUGCCACUACGCCGGCAGCUGCGACAUGGGGUAUCCUCAACAGUUCUGCGCCUGCGGUGGUCUCAAUGGAGAGGUGUCACCCCUUCAGGGUACACAAUUUGGCAUACCAUAUAACAUGUUUCCGCGUCAAAAUUGCAGGAGAUUGGCGACGGACCUGAAUACCGAGGCAUUUUGCCGCAACUGGCGGCCGGAAAUCGAACGUUCUUUAUCACCCAAGGGGCGAAAGGAUAAAAGAAAUCCGGCUAUAACUGGAAAGUCCACAAAUUAUAAGAAAGUGGAAUGUAAUCUUAAGAGGGAAGCUACCUCUAUUACUUCACCAGCUCGUAAUAAAGCCAGAAAACCUGAAAAACCAAUCAAAAUUGGACAGAAGAAAGAGCUCGAGUCUGCCAAGGACCAGGGACAAAAAAAAUCCAAACCGAAUGACAGUAGUUUACUGUACUCGAAAGGAAUCACCAGCAGAGCUCAGCCAUCCAAGUUUUGCCCAGAGGAACUUACGGAUGAAACCAAGGCGCAAAAUUACCAAGAGUAUUUGAAUCUCUAUAAGCAGGAAAAUUGCAAGCCUCUGCAGUCGAAUCCCACAUACACAAGAAUGGCAGUGAAGAAAGAAUUCAAGUCGGAAAGGGACGAAAGGCCUGUCAUGAUGACACCUAUGGAUACAAAAGCUCAUACUGAUUCAGCUAGGGUAAAGGAUUGCCUACACUACAAGGAAAUAACUGCCCACUACCAGUUGGCCGAUGUGGGAUCUUCCAACUCAACGCCAGAUAGUGUUUCUUAUCAGUGCUGCGAGGAAAAGGUUUCCUAUGCCAAUGAAGAUGGCUGCUUAGAGGAUUGGGGGUACACCAUUCCAGAAAAUUCACACCUACGAGGUGACCCAAGAGCAGCUAAGCCCCAUGUGGAAAGAAACUUUCAAAGAACAGGUGAAGCUACAAAUGCAAAUCGCUCGCUUGCCCAGCAAUCAAAAUCCCCGAGGUCCAAGGACGAUCAUUGUGAAGCCAUAAGGCAGGAAAGGCGGGAGCACUGCGAGAAGCUUGUGGAGCAGGAUGAGAAGCGUGAUAGGCAAAUGAGAACACAUCCAGUUCAGCGAUCAGUUUCACCCCAAAGCGGAGCUAUGCCCACCAGCUAUGUCUCGAUAGCUCUUCAAUAUCCUUCGGAUGCUUGCACUGGGCAAGUGCAAAGAGAAGCCAAGAACACCCAGACGGAGUUUCCGUGUCGGGAGAGUCCCACGCAAACGGAGAGGCAGAUCAGGAUGAACAAAGCCUGUCAAGUGUACCGAGAACGCCAGCAUUUUCGGGAGCAGGUGAAUCCUGCAUCACCAACGCCAUCUCAAUGCCAAAACUCUUCCUUGAUGUCAAUGGUUUCCCGUUUAGAUUAUGAUUAUGUCCACAAUGAGUUGCCUUCCAGGCAAGGUACCCCAAGAACACCAAGAAAAAUGCAGCAAUCUCACGAUGACUACCACAUUCAGACUCCCUCUUAUAGUCCGAGAACACCGCCGCCAUCCUAUAGACAACCUAAAAGUUCUAGGAACGAGUGCGACACUGUACAGAUUGCGCAAGCUGGCGCCAAUUCACGCAGUAACAGUCCACAUAUGAAUAAUUCAAUUGAAACCCUAUCGUUGAGUUAUAGCUCACAAUGCUCUCAGUGUCAGGAAAACUAUAAGAACCAGUAUACUCAAAAUAUGUCCGGAAAUAUCGACUGUUUACGUAGUGAUGACGAGUCGUCCCAGUUGGAUUGUCCAAGCUGUACCGAUCACAUUUCCCAGAGGAGUGUGGAGGCUCGACCUGAAUGUGUUCGCUAUGAAGGAGAGGUGGUGAAGCAUCCUGGAACGAUUUAUGAUCAGCAUAGCCCGAGAUCGUGUAUGUCCUCCCCAGGACAAGCGCCAGUUUUGGAAACAGUCUGUGAAAAGCGAACGCGAACCGUGACCUUUGAAGACGAGAAAGGGGACCUGACCAAGGAGGAGCAUGUGCAGGAAAGUUGUCGCAGUCUGAUUGAUUGGGAGCGUGCUCUUAAAUACCACACUGCAGAGCAUGGCGAUGAGGGGGAUUAUAUGGAACAGAACUCCACUUGCAGAUCCAGCAGCUCUGCGGAGCACACCUGCAACGAGUCCGCCUACGAUGAUGAGUACGCCAGCUGCGAGGAGUCGCAUGCACAGACCAACCACAUGCGGAUACCUCCGUUUAAUGGCUGUCCCUGCAUGUACCAGACCUACAUGAACCUGGCCAGCAUGUGCCGGAAGUAAGGUGGCUUCAUUCAGCGAGAUUCCUUGAGAGUCCCAGAUAACCGCGACCGUCGUUGCAUUAAAUUUUUAUUUAGUUUUAACAAUCUUAUAUUUGUACAAUUUCGAUAUCCCAGCCAAACAUUAAAUUUGAGUUAACAUAAUA
Messenger RNA from Drosophila teissieri, 3095 nucleotides. RefSeq lists its product as uncharacterized. The transcript is spliced from 3 exons. The coding region runs from base 122 to 2953 and encodes 943 amino acids. NCBI's taxonomy places the organism in Eukaryota, Metazoa, Arthropoda, Insecta, Diptera, Drosophilidae. The record is from RefSeq and is a predicted model, not a curated record.